Messenger RNA from Anoplophora glabripennis (Asian longhorned beetle), 2959 nucleotides. Its product is annotated as reticulon-4 receptor-like 2. Lineage: Eukaryota; Metazoa; Arthropoda; Insecta; Coleoptera; Cerambycidae. Bases 193 to 1920 code for a protein of 575 amino acids. Gene Ontology annotation, molecular function: protein binding. The record is from RefSeq and is a predicted model, not a curated record. The transcript has 2 exons.
UCCAGAGAACACGCGUAUACACGCGCGCCGCGUGAAACACGAUCGACUGUACGCCAGUUCCGUAAUGUUUAUUAUGCGUUUCUAAACAUAGCUCACAAAAGACGAAAAUAAGUAGCGGCAACGACCUGCAUGUCUGACACACGGCUGCACCCCGAGGUUUACAUCACAAAAAUCCUCACAAGAUGACAAGUGAUGGCUACGCUUUCGCUGCUGGUGCUUGCUGUAGCGCUAGCCUUAGCGGCUCCAGACUGGACCGAUUGCCAGAGUCCCUGUAGAUGUAAGUGGAGCUCAGGGAAGAAGACAGCCGUGUGCAAGGAUGCGGGAUUCACGGGCAUUCCCGGUACGUUAGACGGUGAUAUGCAGGUACUCGACCUCUCCGGGAACUCCAUAUCGAAACUCCCAAAGGCGGUAUUCAAAUCGGUAGGCUUAAUUAACUUACAACGUAUUUACUUAUCGAAUACGGGCCUAAGCGAAAUCCAUCGGGACGCAUUUAAGGAUCUAAUUAUUUUGGUAGAAUUAGACCUGUCACAUAACAGGAUAACCAGUUUACACCCCGAGACUUUUUACGGCAAUGAGAGAUUGAGUGUUGUUUACCUGACCGGCAAUCCCCUGGGGCGGCUCGUGCGGGCUCAGUUUCCUCCCUUAAGGUAUCUCAAGACGUUAGACCUGGAGAGCUGUCAUCUAGAAUCUAUAAAUAAGGAGGCGUUUAUACACCUAACCGCUCUGGAAACUUUGAACUUAAAAUAUAAUUUGCUGCAGAACCUGUCCGAGGCGGCUUUCAUGAACUUCGCCAACUUAAAGACUCUUGCUUUGGACGGCAAUCCUUGGCGGUGUGAUUGUGAGUUACGUGGUUUUAGAGACUGGUUUUUGGCUAGUAAACUGCAUUCCGUUCCGUUAGUUUGCUCCGAGCCCGAGACAUUAAGUGACCAGUUGUGGGAGCACGUGCCAUCGGGGGAAUUUGCUUGUCCGCCUCAAGUAUUCGCUCACCCACAAAAUCAAGUGCAAGCCGAGGCCGGUGGCAACGUCAGUUUCGGGUGUCACGUCUUGGGGGAUCCGGAGCCGCAAGUUUCUUGGCUUUACGAGGGCUACCCCAUCAAUCAUACCUGGUUAGUGGUUGAGGCGGAGGAGGGCUUGCUGGAUAAAUGGGCCAAUAUCAGUAUAUACAAUGUCAGCGACGCUGACGUGGGUUUAUAUACAUGCGUUGCGAGAAAUAUCCUGGACUCUGCUUCCGUGAAUGUUAGCCUGGUGCUUCCGGAAGUAGUGACUGCCACGACUCUUAGCAAGUCGGACACGAAAAUAGUGUGGUGGGGCUUAGUGAUGGUAAGUGUCGCGGUGGGAUUUUCCGCUGUGGUCACAGUGAUUGCGGUGUGUUGUGUUAGGAGUAGAAACAACAACCAGAGGAGGAACAUGAAGGCCAGCGUCAGCUUCACCGACCAAGAAAAGAAGCUCUUGGACGUCAGUAUCGCCACUACCACUGAUCGGGGCACCGGUAGCUGCGAGGCCCUGGGUCCUGAACUGGAAGUGAUGGAUCCGCCGGUCCAUAUCACCAUAGAACGGGAACCGUUGCCCAUAGCCGUGUUUCCGCCGCCCCCGGAGUUUUCUGGCAGUGCAGUUCCAGCCGGCCCCUACGGAAACAUCUUUAUCUCAGUGUCAGUGAGUCGAGACCCCUCGAUUGAUGUGACCAGGUGUCCUGACCUGUUGGACUUAUCCCACAGGCCCAAGCCGGUGUACCACGGGAUGGCGACGUUGCCGAGGCGCCCAUGCGCUGCCCCCCAGUACGACAACAUGGGACCCCGGGUGACUGCUGGAGGUAGCUCCACGCUGUCUCUGCCAGAUGCUACCGCUCCGAUUGUGACGGAGCUGCCACCGCCCCCGCCACCCCCCUGCGUCCCGCUCACCCCAGAGUUUGUCUCUCUCUAACCUCCCUGUGGUUAAUCUUCAAUUAGUGCCUUUGCUCACAUCAAUAUAUUCAUUUACGUCUAUUAUCAUUAUAUAGUUAAGGACCUAUAGGUAAAAUUGUAUAUAUAGGACUCUAAAUUACUAAAUAUGAUCGCAUUAUGAUAUAGAAUUUCAUACAAUGGAUAUUUCUACAAAACGAUAUGAAGAUUAUCUAUUAAAAUUUGUUAAAUUGACAUGCGAACCGUCUAAUUAUUUCAUUAUCACCGAUUUUAAGGAAGAACUGAGAGAAUGAACCGGACCUAAAGAGAAAUUUUCAAAGUAAUGAAAACAUAUUCAAGGAUUUUUCAGAAAGAUCUCCUAUAAAAAUAUUUGCUCAGCGACCAUCAAUUAGUAACAUUUAUUUUUGGUCAUCAUAAUUUAAAAAUACCCUAGAUAUUCAAAUAACCAAAUUAUUACGUUUAUAUUGUUCUGUAUAUCCAUAAACCAUCAAAAAUUUGAAAAUUUGAACACAAAAUCAACAGAAUGUUUUGUUAAGACGAGUCCACACCCAGUUUUGUUGAAAUAAUAAUAUUAGGUAUUCUUUGUUAAUUCAACUAUUUGCUAGCUAAAUAUUUAUUAUAUUGGUAACUUUGAAAAAAUGAGUUAGCUUUUAAUUACGACUAAGUAAACGUAUUUGUUGUCUGACAGCAAAAUCCAAGAGUUAACAACAAAUGAAGUGAAAUUUACAUUUUCGCAUGUUUUAGAUCUUCUAGAAAUUGUGUUGAUAAGCUCAUUACUUUGUCAAAAUCUUAAAUUCACUCAAUAUUUAACACCAAAAUAGUUUCACUCAUAAAUAACCUUGAAUUUACAUGUUACUUUCUAUUACGUAAGUAUAUCUCUUUAUUUUUCCAUUUUCUGAGAGCAAUGAUUAAACAAUAGCGAUUGAUUAUACUGAAAUAGUAAUAAAAUUGAAUACUUUUCAAGUAUUUUUUGCCAAGUAUUAACGUAAUAAUAAGUACAAUAAGUCUACAUGUCGAUACAUACAAGUUUCAACGAUAAAACGGUUGAUGAAAGAGUUUAU